Marmota flaviventris (yellow-bellied marmot) is the source of this 2564-nucleotide messenger RNA. It is a transcript of the gene Btbd19, whose product is annotated as BTB domain containing 19. The record is from RefSeq and is a predicted model, not a curated record. Lineage: Eukaryota; Metazoa; Chordata; Mammalia; Rodentia; Sciuridae. Gene Ontology annotation, molecular function: protein binding.
CAGGCUAAAGUUUUCCACCAGGCCUGUGGGGAGAUGGGCGGGGCCUCCUUUUAGGCUGGGCUCCAGUUUCCAUGGAAACCCACAGGCUUCCCACCCCAACGCCGCCUGGGCAAGCUCCCAGCCCAGGCCUCAUCCCACACCAGCUUCUCCCCUGGACUACUGGCGCUCCGGCCUCAGCCUCUCCAGGUCCCCUACCUCUACCCCCACCAUAUCUAUCCCUAUUCCUGAGCCUCUCUUCAUCCCUAAACUUUAGUUUCUCAGUAAACAGGCUUCCUGAGCUCCUGCCUCUCUCAGGCCUUUCUAAUCUCCUCACCAGCUCUAAGGCCUGGCAGGCCUCCCACAGACCAACAAACAGCAGCAGACCUCCUAAACCACUCCACUUUCUUUUUCUCCCUGCCCCCACUCCAUGCAUGGAGAAUCCAGGACUAGUUGUGCAUGGGCAGACUUCUUCCUUUUCCACAGCUCUUCGAAGUCUUGUCAACAACCCCCAGUACAGUGAUGUUUGCUUUGUGGUCGGUCAAGAACGGCAGGAGGUAUUUGCCCACCGGUGCCUGUUGGCCUGUAGAUGCAACUUCUUCCAGCGACUGCUGGGCACAGAGCUGGGCCCCGGGGUGCCUAGUCCUGUGGUGCUAAGCACUGUGCCAGCUGAGGCCUUCUUGGCAGUGCUGGAGUUCCUGUAUACCAACAGUGUCAAGCUGCACCGCCACUCUGUGCUGGAGGUGUUGACGGCAGCUGUGGAGUAUGGGCUAGAAGAACUGCGAGAGCUGUGUCUGGAGUUUGUGGUGAAGGUGCUGGACGUGGAAUUGGUUUGUGAGGCUCUGCAGGUGGCCGUAACCUUUGGCCUGGGGCCGCUGCAGGAGCGGUGCAUAGCUUUCAUAGAGGCCCACAGCCAGGAGGCGCUCCGGACUCGUGGCUUCCUGGAGCUGUCGGCCGCUGCGCUGCUUCCCCUGCUGCGCAGCGACAAGCUCUGCGUGGACGAGGUCGAGCUGGUCCGGGCAGCCCGGAGCUGGGCGCGCGUGGGCGCGGCGGUGCUGGAGCGGCCUGUGGCCGAGCUGGCGGCCCCGGUAGUGCGAGAGCUGAGGUUGGCCUUGCUGGCCCCGGCGGAGCUGAGCGCCCUGGAAGAGCAGAACCGGCGGGAGCCGUUCAUCCCGGUGGAGCAGAUUGUGGAGGCGUGGAAGUGUCAUGCCCUGCGGAGAGGGGAUGCCGCCCUGGGAGCACUGUGCCGCCGACGGAGGGGGACCCUGCCCCGGGAGCACCACCGCUUUCUGGACCUGCCCUUCAAGUAACUCAAGGCCGUGACUAGAGAGGAAUUCCUGGCCUGCUCAAAACUGCAGCUCCCAACGUGCUCUGCGGUUGGAGCGGGCUUCCGCUCCCAGCAUGCCGCGCCUUCCGGGAGCCGGAAGGCUUGUUCUCGGGUGCCGCGCCCUGUGCGAGACGACCGGCCUAGGGCGGGGCUGUGAGAAGAGUGCUGGUCCAGUGCCUUCUCGCGAUGGCGAAAUCCAAAAGUGAGGGUUUCUUUCACUCCACGGCGGGGCACUCUCGUGCGCAGGUGUACUCUGAUUGCUCCCACGUGUCUAUUAGGUCCAGCCUCCUCUUUAAUAAUAGCUCUUCCUCCUGGAGAUCGUUCCUUGAGUGCCCCACAGACACCUCAGUGCACAAUCGAGCUCUCCGUCUUUCCCCCAGCUCUGUCCCGGUUCUGUUUCUCAUUUCCGUGAACGCCCACGCCGGAAACUUGGACGUCAUCCUUGCCCCAUCCCUCUCCCUCGCACUUGCCUCAGGUCUUUCUACUUCUUAAAAGAUCUUUCCAGAUGUUUCAGUCUUUAGCCUAUCCUGCCUAUCACGUCUUAUAACCCUUCUUGUCUUCACCCCUCAAUCGAUUUCCCACAUGCAGUCAGCCCUAUCAGAUUGUCAAGUCGACUUCCCUUAAGUCCCUCAACAUCCCUAAUACACUCGCUGGGCGUUCAAAAUAUUGUGGUUUCUGAGCAUUUAGCAACUCUUCUUUCAUCCCUGCUUUUGCAAAAAUUCUCCCCUGGGAGGUACUCAGGAUUUGCUCCCUUGUUGUUGAGGUUUCCACUUUUCACCUCUUUCAUCUUACAUCUUGUCUUCCUGUGGACCUGAAUCUCCCUGAAGAAAGAUCCCUGAGGCCUGGAGUAGUGCCUUAUUCGUUUUUUUUUCAUCAGUCUCAGUCACAUAAUCAGUGUUUGGUAAAUGCUAAGUGAAUGACUUCAUUUCCCUAUUUAUUCCAUAAAGAGUCCUCCUAACUUCCAGCACUGGGGACUAAACCCUGGAGCGCUCUACCUACCACUGAGCUACAUUCUUAACUUUUUUUUUUUUUUUUUUUUUGAGACAAGGUCUUGCUAAUUUGCCUUGCUGGUCAGGAACUCCCCAACAGUCCUUCUAAUUUUAGAGACUGCUCAGCAGCUGGGACAACAGAUGUAGGCCUUCACACUGGGCAAAAAGUUUUAAAGAAGUUGUAAAACAAGAUAUCAUCAAUCUAUGGGGCUGGGAAUGUGGCUCAAGCGGUAACGUGCUCGCCUGGCCUGCGCGGGGCACUGGGUUCGAUC